Molecule: messenger RNA, 3289 nt
Organism: Triticum aestivum (bread wheat)
Lineage: Eukaryota; Viridiplantae; Streptophyta; Magnoliopsida; Poales; Poaceae
Product: F-box/FBD/LRR-repeat protein At2g04230
Exons: 4
Coding region: 1552-2466 (304 amino acids)
Molecular function (GO): protein binding
Source: RefSeq, a predicted model, not a curated record
AUUCGUCCUUUUUUUUUUUUUUUUUUUUGCGGGUGUAGGGUUCGUCUGUUCUGAGAGGUGAGAGCCCAGACCUCGGCCGCCGCCCUCUUCUUCUUCUCCGCCAAGCCAGCCGGCCAUAACCCUCCUCCUCCGGUAAGGGUCAGUAGCGCGCCAGAUCUUUAAAUUUCCGCGGGAGGGCUGCUGAGCUUCACGCUCCAGUCCACGCCGGAUCCGACACUGGAUUUGAAUUUGAAUUGAAUUUCAGUGUCUGUCCGUCCGUCCGCCUUGCUCUGGCGCCACAUCUUCCUUGUUCUUCUUCAUUCAUUCAUGGGAGUACUGCUGUUUAUCAAUCUAUUUAUAUGACUGGAUCAAUAGCAGCAGCACUCGGAUUGCACCUCCAGGGUACGGAUAACUUUCCAAUUCGUCGGAAUAAUAAUAAGAGUAAUAAUCGGCGAGCUUGUGUAGCUGCAGUCCGACUGGGAGGGGGCUUUGCUGCCCCGGCGCAGCGCUGAGUUAUUAUAAAUAGUGGCAGAAUAAGGACGAGGAUUGGCCUGCAAUAGUCGAGAGCCUCCACGGUUGCCUUAAACAUUCAUUCCAAGCCUUCGCCGGAGCUGCGAUAUACCACUUCGACCGAACCACCGAAAUACAGCUUCCCACAUCGCCAAUGGAGGGGAAUAAUAGCGAUCACAACGACAGUUCCCACAGCCAAAUAAGUCCCCUCUCGUCUUGAUCGCCAUGCCUCUCUGUUCAUAUUUUUGUUCUUAUAUUAAUGUAACACUAUAAGCUCUUGAGGGUUAUUGUAGCAUGCAAUGUAAAUGUUGAAUGUUUUGUUUUUUAAGUUGUUUUUCUUGCGUGUUAUGAGCUAAAUUACCUAUAAUUUAGGUGGUUUUGACAGAGUGAAGAAGUAGUCAAAAAUUAUAGCCAGGUUUGGGUUCAAAGUUUCGCUGUGCCGCCAUGACUUUGUUUUGUUUUUGCCCACUUCAACAUGUAGAACUAUGAACCUGGCCAUAAUUUUUCUAUUGGAACAUUUAAUUGAUCAUGUAGGAAGGAGAACAGAAAGCAAUGACGACAAAAAAAAACAUGCCGAUGUAAAGAGAUGUCUCUCUUUGUUCUGACGAUAUAAAGCUCCAGUUUACAUCUCCUGUAUGGCAGUGAUGGGAAUGAUUUUUAUUUUCUUCUUUUGCACAACUCCUGCAUCCAUUCUCUCGAAAGCUUUUCGACGAUUACGUGGAUUGAUGCAUACUUUUCAUAAUAAAGUUUGCAAGUAUCGGAGGGCGACAAUUAGCAGGAUUUCUUUAUAUGGCCACUGAGGUUUUACCUAGAACCAUACACAGCAGACUGCAUGGUACUGUAGCGGCAAAUUUAGCGGUCAGAUCGUUACUAAUCAACACACUGUAGUUGUGUUUCCAUCAUCUUGGAAUUCAAAGUUUCAGAGUUGGUAUGCUGUAGUACUAGAGAUAAUCAAGCAAUUUUCACGCUAGAGAGAUUUUAGUUCCUGUCACCAUGUGUAACUAUUCUCUGUUUGGUAUUUCUGAAUAAAGUUAUGGCAGCUAAAUAAUGGAUGCUUGAUUUAUGUUGCAGCAACUGGACGACGAAGAUAGACUCAGCGCUCUAACUGAUGAUAUUUUACUGUCCAUCUUGGGGAGAGUCAGUUCACUUGUGGCUACAAGGACAAGUGUGCUCUCUACACGGUGGAGGCAUCUGCCUUGGUUGCUGCCUGAACUCAGCAUCGAUGUCCAGGAUUUCCUAUCCACUCCGUACGCUGACCUUGUUGAGGCAAAUGAUAUGGAACAAGCCAUGGCGUCUUUGACCAAAGCAACCAGGAGUUUGUUAGAUAAACAACAGAGAGGAUCCACUAUCUCAAGUUUGCGCCUUAACCUCUAUUUGAUCAACACUUUCCUUUGCGAAGUUGGCCCACUGUUAGGUGAUGCGAUCGACAGUGGUUUGUUGAAAGAUUUAAAUCUCGGCAUUCUUGAUGAGACAAAGACUCUGGACCGUAGCGACGAAGAGAUGCAACAGCGAGCUCAAGACAUAGAUGAUUUUUUCACUGCCUACCCUAGUGUGCUCCACUGCCUCACAAAGCUCUUUCUAAAAAUUGUAGGCUUUGACAAAUUGGACAUGCACCAUGUCCUGUUUGACUGCUGCAAGCAACUUAAGCAUCUAACCCUUUAUCAUUGUGAUACUGGUUCCUACUCUGUCUUUAAGAUUGAUGCGCCAGACUCAAAACUCUGUGUUCUUGAAAUUGAGAAGUGUCGCUUUCUGAGAAUCGACCUUGUCUGCCUCCCUAAAUUGGAGAAGUUCUUUUGUGAGUCUUGGAUAUCUCAGUGUGCCCCGUUGACCUUUGGUUUUGUCCCAUCACUUGGGCAAUUAGAACUCUCAUGUGGUUCAGUUUGUGAGGAAGACAUAUUUAAAUUAAGUGAGCUUCUACAUGGAGUAACAAGCAUACAUACUCUCUCAUUGGAUUUCCAAGCUUUGGUUGCAACCUGAAAUGGAGGAACUCCGCACCGCAUUCAGCAAGCUAAGGAAGCUGUACGUACGUAGGUGGUAUAUUUGUUGAAUUUGACAUUUUAUGGACAAUGGCCUUUCUUGUAGCAGCACCAUCUGUCGAAAUGUUACAUAUUGAGGUAUGGGAACAUACAUGCGAUUUGGGCGAGGCCAGACCCGCUUCCUACCUUGACAGGAGUCCAAAGUGGGAAAUGCACUUGGAUAGCAGCUCCGAGAACAAGCUUCUGAAAGAGCUAGAAUUCGCUGGAUUUAAAUCGCUAGAACAACAGUUUACAUUUAUAAGGUCCAUGUUGGAGCGAUCUCCCAACUUGCAAAAGAUAGUACUGAGAGAUGAUGAGCAGUGUGCUGAUUGUGACGCCCUUGAGGCACCUCGUCCUUCGAGAUUUCCACGCAAGGAGGAGGAGCAAGAAGUGGUUGUUAAGCGGAUUAGAGAUGGCAUGUUCUCGCCGGAGAUAAUUUUUCAUGGAUAAGGAAAGAUGACUUGUCUCAGGUCAAAUAAUUUUUGAGGUCAUCUUCAUCACCCUGGCGGUUUCCAUGACGAUGAGGGAGUAAUUCAUCCUCGGGGUUGAGGGUAUGUACCAGUAGCUAUGUGUUUGAUUCAGGGUUUAUAAGUCGACGAGUCGAAGACUUAACUAAUCUAGACUAGUCUAGAUUAGUGCUAACUAGUUAACAUGGUACUGUAGUACUCAGCUACUAAUACCUAGUGGUAGUAUGUAGUAUAUACUAACAGUACAUUAUGCAAUAAAACUAGCCACUAUCUAAAUAAUUGAGCUACGCAAUGUUCUGGGCCCAAGUGGGUAUGCAA